UCAAUCUAUUUUUUGUUCUACAUCUGUUCUGUCCACUACGAACACGAUGAGUAAUUCCGAGCAGAAACGGUUUAAUGCGAAAUUUCACCUUGGCAAGUCCGGUAUGUAUCAUUUAUCUGCUUUUUCUCCGCCAGAUUUUUCUGAAAUCCCUGAAGAUAGUUUCGACCUUCCUUUUUUGAAUCCAUGGCAGCCAGCUUUUGGUAACAGUUGUAGGGGUUUGUUGGUUAUGGGCGAUGCUUUUGGCCAUAUUUUUCUUUGCAACCCCACAACCAAACAGUUUCAAUUUAUUCCUCCCACAGAAGAUAUAACUUAUUUUAGCAUCCAGCAGUUGUCUCUCGGCUAUGAUUCUAAAUCUGGUGAUUACAAACUCUUAAGAGUUACGAUACGAAUGCGGGAACCUGAUGGAACAAAUAGAACAAAAACUGAGUUGUAUUCGGUAAAAAAUGAUUCUUGGAAGACGAUUCCGAAUUGUGAUUGUUUUCUAUAUGGCCGCGGUGAGUAUGUUGACGAUAGGUGUUAUUGGCUGGAUUUAUAUGGAAGCAAAGUCAUAUCGUUCGAUUUUAGCGAGGAAAGCUUCUCUUACUUGCCUGUACCACGUGAGCCACCAGAGCCAGAGGAUCGUCUUGAUAAAUUUCUGCUAUUUAAGUUAGAUAAUGAAGAUUCGGUAGGGCUUAUUUUAGUUUGGCCACGGAGCGGAGGUAUCUAUAGUUGCGGUAAACGUAUUGGCGGUGAUUAUUAUCAGUUUUGGGUAUGGAGAGAUGGGUCUUGGUGCUUGCAUAAAAAUGUCGUUCUUAGUGGUUGUUAUGAUAUAUCAGAUAUGAUAGAUGGUCGAUUCAUGUUUCUUGAAGGACCAAGUAGCCAAUCGCUUAUACCCUAUGAAUGUCAUCAAGUAGUUUACGAUUGGAAUGGGAAAGAGUGUAUGUAUUUGGGUUUGAUUGAGCGUAGGAAUAAUAUCAUUUUCUUUUCUUAUGUUCAGAGCACCUUUGCGCUGCCCCAUGGAAAGCCAAUCAAUGGAUCCCGUUAUCUUAAUCAUAUUCAGACUGACUCCAAGCCUAUACUCAAAUGGGCGAAUGAUGGUUAUGAUUCUGAUCUUGAUCUUAGUCUUGAUGACUACAACUUGAACCUCAUUGAUUCGUUUGUUAACGGAUUCCGUGUCUUUGAUGAUACAGAGGAGGCAGUGGAGGUAUUGGAGGAGGAGGAGGAUGAGGAUGAGGAUGAGGAUGAGGAUGAGGAUGAGGAUGAGGAUGAGGAUGAGGAUGAGGAUGAGGAGAUGGAUCCUAACACUGAGGAGUUAGUUGCAAAUUGGCGAAAAAAUUGUUCACGCUAUGUUGUUGGAAUUAGUCAUGGUGAAAGUACAAAAGCACCUGGGGCACCAUUUGCUGAAUGUGGUUCUCUCCCAUUACGUGGAAUGUGUUGUUCAGUUUCAACGGAAAACAAUUUAAAAUUUCUAAUCGGCUAUGGCUUGCAGCUACCCGGCAUUGACUGCAGCUUCGCCAAGAAUAAUAAGCACAUAGAAGGCUGCAAGCUUAGCCAGCCAUGGUUGGCCCAUACCCUGCUCUCGCUUGGCUGUUGUGUGAGGGGCAGAGGGCCCCUUGGCUGGAUUGGGCAGAUAGGAGGCAGCAACCUUAGCCCGCCCUUGCUUGGCUGUCGCAAGAAUAAUAUGCCCUUAGAAGGCAGCAAGCUUAGCCAGCCAUGGUUGUGCCAUAGCCUGCUCUCGCUUGGCUGUUCUGUGAGGGGCAGAGGGCCCGUUCGCUGGAUUGGGCGUAUAGGAAUAGGAGGCAGCAACCUUAGCCAGCUGUGGUUGGCCCCUAGCCUGCCCUUGCUUGGCUGUCGCAUGAAGGGCAGUCUGCGGAUUUUCUAUUGAAUGUUAUUUUGGGGCUCUCUUGGCACGCCUGCAUUAUCAUCUGUCAUUACGCUCUUUCUCACUGGCUCUACACAAAAAACAAUAGAGAAGCACUUAGGUUUGUAAGAAUUGCUUUAUCAAAUUUAUCUUGGAGAAUGUUUUGUGCUUGGUUUGUAAGUUUUAUCUUUUCUUUCUAAUUUGUAGUUUGAUUUGAUGGUUUUUUUAUCUUUAUUUGCUUGAAUCAAUUCAACGUUAUAAUUUAGUUUUCAAA
Messenger RNA from Salvia miltiorrhiza (redroot sage), 2114 nucleotides. RefSeq lists its product as uncharacterized. The record is from RefSeq and is a predicted model, not a curated record. The transcript is spliced from 6 exons. The coding region runs from base 47 to 1864 and encodes 605 amino acids. Lineage: Eukaryota; Viridiplantae; Streptophyta; Magnoliopsida; Lamiales; Lamiaceae.